Messenger RNA from Artibeus jamaicensis (Jamaican fruit-eating bat), 5023 nucleotides. RefSeq names its product SID1 transmembrane family member 1 (gene SIDT1). The transcript has 25 exons. The coding region runs from base 583 to 3066 and encodes 827 amino acids. NCBI's taxonomy places the organism in Eukaryota, Metazoa, Chordata, Mammalia, Chiroptera, Phyllostomidae. The record is from RefSeq and is a predicted model, not a curated record. Gene Ontology annotation, cellular component: membrane.
AAACAGGUGUUUGGAAAAGGUGUUCUAUGAGAGAAAGGAGAAUUCGGUAGUUAAUCACCAUCAUUCAGAGAGCCGACUGGAGGACAAGCUCUGUUGCUAUUUCUUCGCUUGCAGCCCGGUUGCACAUUUAUUUUAAAAAGAUUGAAUUUCCUGCUCGAUGGCUGGUCAGGCUGACCUUUCAAGACUAGUGAAUAUUUCUUUCUAAUAUCUCCGUCGCCUUUUUUUUUUUUUUUAAGGUUGACGGGGAAACAGUCUGUUGAAGUGUUGGCUAGGUGAGUUAGACACUCUCAGAAAUGAGAAAAGGGGAAGGAAACGGACUUAGAAGCCCGAGAGCAAAGCUGCAGCUCACGGCCUGGGUACCCCUCGGGCCCCUCGCCCCCGGCCCUUGACCCCCGCGGAGACCCCCGGCGGCGGCGUCAAUAUUCGAUCCGCCCUUCGCCAGUGCGUUGCCAGCACGGCCGCGUGGCUAGUGGAAGGGGCUGCGCCGAGGCCGGCUCCCGAGUCCGCGGGGGGCUUCGGAAGGACCUGCUCUGCUCUCGCCCUCUCCCGGGCGGCUCUGCCUGCGGCCGCGCGGCGCCCACCAUGCGGAGAUCCCCGCGGUUCGCGCCGCUCUGCGCGCUGCUGUGCGCGCUGCCCGGGCUCCUGCGGGCGGCGGCGCCCCGGGGCCCCGCACAGCCCCAGGCUCAGCGGCGCGACCCCCACGACCCUGCCAGGGGCGCCGAUUUCGAUCACGUCUACAGCGGGGUGGUGAACCUCAGCACUGAGACCAUCUACGCCUUCAACUACACUAGCCAGCCCGGCCAGGUAAAUGCCGUGCGGGUGUAUGUGAACAGCUCCUCGGAGAACCUCGACUACCCGGUCCUGGUGGUGGUUCGCCAGCAGAAAGAGGUGCUGUCCUGGCAGGUUCCUCUGCUCUUCCAAGGACUAUACCAGAGGACCUACAACUACCAAGAAGUGAGCCGCACCUUAUGUCCCUCAGAAGCAACCAAUGAAACAGGACCACUGGAACAACUGAUAUUUGUAGAUAUAGCAUCUAUGGCACCCCUGGGUGCCCACUACAAACUGCUGGUUACCAAGAUCAAGCACUUCCAGCUACAGACAAAUGUUGCCUUUCACUUCACUGCCAGCCCCUCUCAACCCCAGUAUUUUCUGUACAAAUUUCCUGAAGACGUGGACUCAGUUAUCAUUAAAGUUGUGUCUAAAAUGGCUUAUCCAUGUUCCGUUGUCUCAGUCCAGAAUAUCAUGUGCCCAGUCUAUGAUCUUGACCACAAUGUGGAAUUUAAUGGUGUCUAUCAGUCCAUGACCAAGAAAGCAGCCAUCACACUACAGAAGAAGGAUUUUCCUGCCAAGCAGUUCUUCGUGGUGUUUGUGAUAAAGCCGGAAGAUUAUGCUUGCGGAGGAUCUUUCUUCAUCCAGGAAAAGAAGAACCAGACCUGGAAUCUACAACGAACAAAACACCUUAAAGUGACCAUUGUCCCUUCCAUUAAAGGUUCUGUUUUUGUGAAAUCCAUUCUUCUCAGCUUCCUCAUCUUCUUCUCCUUCUAUUUGGUGUACCUGCUGAUCGCGUUUGUUCAUUAUGUCAGGUUUCAGAGAAAAUCCAUUGAUGGAAGCUUUGGUUCCACUGAUGACGCUGGAACGAUGGCAGUGUCCCAUCCCAUUGCUGCCAGCACUCCUGAAGGGAGCAAUUAUGGGGCAAUAGGCGGGUCAAGCUCCAGUCCCGGCAGGCAGACGUCCUCCCCUGAGCGGGGCCAGCCAUGCCAGUCAGACACGGACAGCUCCGUGGAGGAGAGCGACUUCGACACCAUGCCAGACAUUGAGAGUGACAAGAACGUCAUCCGGACCAAGGUAUUCCUUUACUUGUCAGAUUUGUCCAGGAAGGAUCGGAGAAUUGUCAGCAAAAAAUAUAAGAUUUAUUUCUGGAACAUCAUCACCAUCGCUGUGUUCUAUGCACUACCUGUGAUCCAGCUGGUCAUCACCUACCAGACAGUGGUAAAUGUCACUGGAAACCAGGACAUCUGCUACUACAACUUCCUCUGUGCUCACCCCUUGGGUGUCCUGAGUGCCUUCAACAACAUUCUCAGUAACGUGGGACACGUGCUCCUGGGCUUCCUCUUCCUGCUGAUAGUGUUGCGCCGGGACAUUCUCCAUCGAAGAGCCCUGGAAGCCAAGGACCUCUUCGCCAUAGAGUAUGGGAUUCCCAAACACUUUGGCCUCUUCUAUGCUAUGGGCAUCGCGCUGAUGAUGGAAGGAGUGCUCAGUGCUUGUUACCACAUCUGCCCUAAUUACUCCAACUUCCAAUUUGACGCGUCCUUCAUGUACAUGAUCGCCGGCCUCUGCAUGCUGAAGCUCUAUCAGACCCGCCACCCAGACAUCAACGCCAGCGCCUACGCCGCCUACGCCUCCUUCGCCUUCGUCAUCACACUCACCGUCCUCGGAGUGGUGUUUGGGAAAAACGACGUGUGGUUCUGGCUCAUCUUCUCUGUGAUCCACAUACUUGCCUCCCUGGCCCUCAGCACCCAGAUCUACUACAUGGGUCGUUUCAAGAUAGAUUCGGGGAUGUUCCGGCGGGCCGCCAUGGUGCUCUACACGGACUGCAUCCACCAGUGCAGCCGGCCUCUGUACAUGGACAGAAUGGUGUUGCUUGUCGUGGGGAAUCUGGUUAACUGGUCCUUUGCCCUCUUUGGACUGAUCUACCGACCCAGGGACUUCGCUUCCUACAUGUUGGGCAUCUUCAUCUGUAACCUGCUGCUCUACCUGGCCUUCUACAUCAUCAUGAAGCUCCGCAGCUCCGAGAAGGUCCUCCCCAUCCCGCUCGUCUGCAUCGUGGCUACCGCUGUGCUGUGGGCUGCCGCCCUGUAUUUUUUCUUCCAGAAUCUCAGCAGCUGGGAGGGAACCCCGGCCGAAUCCCGGGAGAAGAACCGGGAAUGUGUCCUGCUGGACUUCUUUGAUGAGCAUGACAUCUGGCACUUCCUGUCUGCCACUGCCCUGUUUUUCUCAUUCUUGGUUUUGUUAACCCUGGAUGAUGACCUGGAUGUGGUUCGGAGGGACCAGAUCCCUGUCUUCUAAGCGUCCAGCUUUAAGAGGGGGAUGAGGGAGCCAUCAAUCUUGGUGCUGUUUCCUAAAAACACGUGGGGCCUACAGCACAGUAGCCACUGCCAAACGCUCCACUCAACCCCUGUGGAGUCGGCUCUGCACACACUCGCAUGGGGAGGGCAGGAGCAGAGGAGACUCAGAUCUGCAGGACGCGGGGAAGAAAGGAAGCGGCGGCUGUGGACGAGGGCAAGCCCUGAACAGCGGAGAAAGCCCCCAUCCCCUCAUGUUGCAACUCUGAAACCAGAGAAACGCUGCAUCAGUCGGUUCACUGUCCUGUGACCGCCCCCACCCUCACCUGGUACUCACCAGCAAUGGCAGAAUGAUGCUGCAUUUUUUUCUCCAGCUGACCCCAUGCCCACAAAGGUCAGCAGCCCGGAUUCCCCACCCAGAGACUUAGGUGGGCCCCUUUGCACCUUUCAGACACCUGCUGCACAACACAACAGCUCGCUUCUCCAGGGUCCUGGGGUGACACGGUGCCUCAGAGUCUGGUAGCCAGUGGACCCGAUGCCCUACCCCAUUGGGAUAGACGUUUUAUCAGCAGCAGCUCAUAGCCUCCUCAGAAGGAAUGCUGUUUGUUUUCCCCCAGGUCCCUGACCUCCUUAGGGAGACUCUGGAUUGGGCCUUGUCAUACAGUCCUCCUAAUUCAUCCCUGGGACCAGGGCUUGGGUGCUUACUUAUUCCUUGGUGUCUUCAUCUCACUGCUGUGUGCUGACCCCAUAACUCAGACUCUGCCUUCUUGAGAAGAAGGGACCAGGCCCCAUUGCUCCACAGACUGGCUCUAAGGUGGCGGGGAAGUGAGAGAACUUUUCUGUUGGUAGGCGGAGCAAGAGAAACGACCGACAGUGCUGAGAGAGAGGGGACAGCAGUCAGCAUCCAGCCACCAGGCCCCACCCAAAGGACUUGGGCUCCUGGAACUAACACAACCAAGGCAAAAGCACUUCCGCCUGCCUCCAGUUCAACCAGCGCAAUUCUGUGCCCGCGGCACCUUUGUGGAAGGAAUGAGUGACCCCAGGGGCGCUGCACUAGGGGUCCCUCUCCCCCUGACCCAGCCCCUCUGUGGCCACUUUAUGCGGACCAGGGCCUCCAGACUUUCUCCCUGGAUUCUCGAGAAGUGGCUCUCAGGGUGAAUGCAUGUUACUCUAACUCCCUAGUUGCAAAGAGCACAGAGGAUUUAGGAUUGUCUUGCUGGCACCCAAUGAUUCUCAUGGUCUCCCCAGCAAGGCCUUGAGAGAGGCCAGCACCCCACUUCCCUGCUCACUGUCAGGCAGCUCCGCCCCUGAGAGUCCCGUUGUGACCGGGCUCCUUGUUGCCUGCAUACGAUGGACCUGGGACACGUGCUCGCCAAUGUGCACACAGAGACCCAUCUGCCCGUGGAACUGAAGUCGCCUGUCCCCUCUGCUUUCCUGAUCACUCCUUAGAGAAGUGGGUCAGCCAUUCUCUUUUUUAAAAAACUAUUCUCCUCUCAAAUAUCCGAAGAAUGUUCAAAACACACUUUGGAAGUUGAACAGCAAAAUUUCCCUCAUUUAAAAAAAAGAUGCUGUUAAUGAAUAUUUUAUUAUUUCAUCAAACUUGUCAUUGGUCUUCUGUUACACUUUAUUCCUUAAAAAUUGUUGGCAUCCAUCCUGGGGACAAAAGCCUUGCCUCACGCGGUUGUGCUACAAUCGGGUAAGUUCAUACUGGUGAAAAGCAUUCCAUAAAAUAAAAACUCCCUUGAAAAUGUAAAAAUAUUGUUGGCUUCCAUAGGCCUUAUGAAGGCCACCUAUUACAUGGCCGUGUUAGUCUAACAUCUAAAAGAAAUUUUGAAUCUGUGUAACUAUGGUUGAUUUGAACCAAAUCCCCUUUAAAAAGAUCCACUAAGGAAAUGUAAACACUGUCCAAGUCGCCUUGUGGCCUGAAGUGAAUAAAUGCUGAGACUCAUUGCCUUUUGGCA